AAGUUGGGAACGAGAAGAAAGAGACGCCUGGUUGCCUGGUUGCCUGGUUGGUAGGUUGCAACUUGCUCGCUCUUGCUCGUUGGUGUCUUGUUUAAAGGUUCUAGUACCCACGAAGGCCUGCGUGACUGACCUUCAGUUCGACGGUGACCGUGUGAGAGUGGACGCGUCUGUUAUUGGAACCUAAGAAAGCCCACCGAGUUGUCGACAACAUGUUGGGCUUGUUCAAGCAACUCCAGGAUUUUCUUAAGUUCGACCAGGUCUGGAUCGACAAUAACAUCUUCAGACUCCAUUACAAGGGCACGGUCAUCGUGUUCGUCUUGGCCAGUUUAUUGGUCACAUCCAGGCAGUACAUUGGUGAUCCCAUUGAUUGCAUGGUCGAUGGCAUCCCCGGGGGUAUCAUGGACACCUAUUGUUGGAUCCAUUCCACAUUCUCGAUUCCAACGAGAUGGAAGAUUGAGCAGGGUAAAGACGCACCUCAUCCGGGCGUGGCCCCCCUGGCCGACAUGGAAGAAGGAGAGGAGGUGAAGCAUCACGCCUAUUAUCAGUGGGUGUGCUUCUUUCUCUUCUUUGAAGCCAUUCUUUUCUACGUCCCUCGCUACUUGUGGAAAACCUCUGAAGGUGGCAAAAUCAAAAUGCUGGUUCAAGAUCUGAUGGAACCCAUAAUCAACGAGGAUAGCAAGCAAUCUCAAAUCGACACCAUUGUCAAGUAUUUCCGUGAAACCCGAGGCACCCACGCUCUGUAUGCCUUUCGCUACUUCGCCUGCGAGGUCCUGAACUUUGUCAACAUCAUCCUUCAGAUCUACUUCAUCGACUUCUUCUUGGGUUUCGAGUUCAGCACCUACGGAUUGGACGUCUUGAGCUUCUCCGAGAUGGAGCCCGAAAGCCGCGGCGACCCCAUGCACAUCGUCUUCCCCAAGGUGACUAAGUGUACCUUCAACAAAUAUGGUCCCUCGGGAACGAUAGAGCCUAAAGACGGCCUCUGCGUUUUGCCUCUCAACAUCAUCAACGAGAAAAUGUUCAUCUUCAUCUGGUUCUGGUUGGUCAUUGUGGCCAUUGUCACUGGUAUCUUCUUGCUCUAUCGUAUCGCAGUUCUCCUUGGUCCCCAAAUCAGAGUGGCUCUCAUCACGGUCAAGGGAAGCAAAUCCACCAAGCGCUCGGAUGUGGAAGCCAUUUUGGACCCUGCCUCUCUCUCCUUUGCUGAGAAGUUGGGAGACUGGUUGGUGCUCUACUUUGUGUGCAAGAACCUCGAUGCCCUCGCCGUCAAUGAUCUCAUCCGUCAUAUUCAUAAGAGUGAAGCUGGAGACAAUUCUAAUACGGAGACUCUCAAAAUGAAGCCCCAAUCCUCGCAGGUGUAGGACCCGCCAAAGAAACCUCAAUUGCAGUUACGUCCAUCGCCACCUUACCAAACGUGGAUUUCUCUCUUGAUGAGCUCCAUUUGAAACCCACCCAUCAAGGAGACCAGCUUGAUCUUGGAAAAAAACAGCAAUCUGUAUGUCUUCGUAAGGAAGCUCCACAACUACUAAGAAACCAAGAGAUUCAAUCUGAGAUAUUUUGAGAACAAAUUUUAGAUUACUGAUGCCUUUUUGUAUCCAAUAUUUUUUCACCCAUAUACAUCUUUUUUGUACUACAAAAAGAUCUGAGAUACUUUUGAGAACAAUUUUUGAUAUCAUAUUUCAUACCAUGUCCUAACCAUUCUAGUUUUAAGAACUUAAUCCAGUAAGUUAAUAAACCAAACUGAUAAACUGAUCAAA
Messenger RNA from Tigriopus californicus, 1751 nucleotides. Its product is annotated as innexin inx2-like. Gene Ontology annotation, cellular component: gap junction; plasma membrane. Gene Ontology annotation, molecular function: gap junction channel activity. The record is from RefSeq and is a predicted model, not a curated record. Gene Ontology annotation, biological process: phototransduction. The transcript is spliced from 3 exons. The coding region runs from base 210 to 1355 and encodes 381 amino acids. NCBI's taxonomy places the organism in Eukaryota, Metazoa, Arthropoda, Copepoda, Harpacticoida, Harpacticidae.